Molecule: messenger RNA, 726 nt
Organism: Saxophila tyrrhenica
Lineage: Eukaryota; Fungi; Ascomycota; Dothideomycetes; Mycosphaerellales; Extremaceae
Exons: 2
Coding region: 1-726 (241 amino acids)
Molecular function (GO): hydrolase activity
Source: RefSeq, a predicted model, not a curated record
AUGCUGAUCAACGAGUCCCACAAAGAUGUUAAGACCCAAGCAGGAGGCGACAUGCUUACUGGCCCCGUAGCACGCUUUGCCCGCCAAAUCGCCGGGCAUGGCUACAUCGUCGCCGCCCCUUCUUCAUACCACGAGUUCACCGGCCCCGAACCGCUCGCGUACGACGGACCUGGCACCGACAGUGGCAACGCCUGGAAAGUCGAGAAGAAGCUCUCCGCCUACGAUGAAGACGCAACCCUCAGCAUCGACAUGCUCAUGAAUCUCGAGACCUGUAACGGCCGCAUUGGAGCCACUGGGAUGUGUCUGGGCGGUCACCUUGCAUACCGCUGUGCUCUCGACCCUCGCGUUCGUGCUGCUGUCUGCUACUUCGCUACCGACAUUCACUCGCACUCUCUGGGCGCUGGCAAGAACGACGACAGCCUCGCCCGUGCUAAAGAUAUCAAGGGCGAGCUGGUGAUGAUCUUUGGCAAGCGAGACAACCAUGUACCACCAGAAGGCAGAGACUUGAUCCGCAAGACGCUCCACGAUGUCGGAGUGACCUUCUCCUUCUACGAAGUGGCCUGGGCGCAGCAUGCGUUCAUCAGAGACGAGUUGAGCAAGGGAAGGUACGAUCCGGCCAUUGCGGGGAUUUGCUUCGAGAUGUUGCUGGAGUUGUUCGGCAGGACGUUGAGCAGCAACUUGGGACCACGGGAGGGCGGUGAUGGGGAGGUAGAGGAUGUCUGCUAA